Messenger RNA from Tremella mesenterica DSM 1558, 456 nucleotides. RefSeq lists its product as uncharacterized. Gene Ontology annotation, molecular function: glutathione peroxidase activity; glutathione transferase activity. NCBI's taxonomy places the organism in Eukaryota, Fungi, Basidiomycota, Tremellomycetes, Tremellales, Tremellaceae. The record is from RefSeq and is a predicted model, not a curated record. Gene Ontology annotation, cellular component: nuclear envelope; membrane; endoplasmic reticulum. The transcript has 6 exons. Bases 1 to 456 code for a protein of 151 amino acids.
AUGUCCAUUCCAGGUAUCUCCUCUUCCUUCCCCAUCGUCGGGUUGGGUCUUUUCUCAAUGAUGAUCCUCAACUUGUACCAAACUCAAAACGUUAUGACCAAGCGUGGCAAGGCAGGAGUUCAGUACCCUACGUUGUACGCUAGUGAGGCAGAGACUAAAGAAGAUUUCAAGAAGAUGGUGUUCAACUGCGCUCAACGAAGUCAUCAGAAUACCCUCGAACAAGCUCCAUUCGUCUUGGCAGUCCAGAUUUUCCUCGGUCUAUUCAAACCCGUUUUCACUACUAGUUUAGUGUUCGUCUGGGUACUCUCCAGGAUUGUUUAUACCUUGGGUUACUCUACGGGAGUUCCAAAGAGACGUAAUGGUAUCAUCUCAGAAGCGGGAGUAGUGGCGCAUGUUAUCUUGGGCUUGGUCUCAGCGUAUGUGGGAGGUAAAACAGCUUAUGCUCUUUACUUCUGA